Molecule: messenger RNA, 411 nt
Organism: Phytophthora nicotianae INRA-310
Lineage: Eukaryota; Oomycota; Peronosporomycetes; Peronosporales; Peronosporaceae
Product: histone a
Exons: 1
Coding region: 1-411 (136 amino acids)
Cellular component (GO): nucleosome
Molecular function (GO): DNA binding; protein heterodimerization activity; structural constituent of chromatin
Source: RefSeq, a predicted model, not a curated record
AUGGCCCGUACCAAGCAGACAGCCCGCAAGUCCACCGGUGGCAAGGCCCCGCGUAAGCAGUUGGCCACCAAGGCCGCUCGCAAGUCGGCGCCCACCGCCGGUGGUGUCAAGAAGCCUCACCGCUACCGUCCCGGUACGGUCGCGCUGCGUGAGAUCCGCAAGUACCAGAAGUCGACGGACCUGCUGAUCCGCAAGCUGCCGUUCCAGCGCCUGGUGCGUGAAAUCGCGCAGGACUACAAGACGGACCUGCGUUUCCAGUCCACGGCCAUCCUGGCUCUUCAGGAGGCUUCGGAGGCCUACCUCGUGGGUCUGUUCGAGGACACGAACCUGUGCGCCAUUCACGCCAAGCGUGUGACCAUCAUGCCGAAGGACAUCCAGCUGGCCCGACGCAUCCGCGGCGAGCGCACAUAA